Molecule: messenger RNA, 1566 nt
Organism: Cladophialophora immunda
Lineage: Eukaryota; Fungi; Ascomycota; Eurotiomycetes; Chaetothyriales; Herpotrichiellaceae
Exons: 1
Coding region: 1-1566 (521 amino acids)
Biological process (GO): regulation of transcription by RNA polymerase II; positive regulation of DNA-templated transcription, elongation
Cellular component (GO): nucleus; cyclin/CDK positive transcription elongation factor complex
Molecular function (GO): cyclin-dependent protein serine/threonine kinase activator activity
Source: RefSeq, a predicted model, not a curated record
AUGCCCUCAUUUCAAGAUACAACCGGCCACGACGCCUCUCCUCCCUUCUCCAAGAACGCCGUCCUGGAAAGGACCCAGUCGCAAUGGCUAUUCACCGCCGAAGAACUCCUUCUCACCCCAAGUAUCCUUGAUGGAAUGGCUGUCACUCAAGAGUUGGCCAACAGACAGAAAGGUGUCAAUUUCAUAACCCAGGUCGGGAUCAUGUUGAAGUUGCCUCAGUUGACCCUCGCUACGGCUUCUGUCUAUUUGCAUCGUUUCUUCAUGCGCCACGCUAUGGUUCAAAACAACAGGCCCGGCUUCCACCACUACUCAGUCGCAGCGACUGCCAUAUUCUUGGCCACGAAGGUGGAGGAGAAUUAUCGGAAGAUGAAGGAGCUGGUGGUCGCAUGCUGUCGGGUCGCCCAAAAACAGCCGAAUCUGGUGGUGGACGAACAGAGCAAAGAGUAUUGGAAAUGGCGAGACACCAUUCUGCAUAAUGAGGACCUGUUACUAGAAGCCUUGUGCUUUGACCUGCAACUUGAGCAGCCCUACCGACUUCUCCUCGACUAUCUCCGGUAUUAUGAUGUCCAAGCGAACAAACAACUGCGAAACACAUCGUGGGCGUUCUUGAAUGAUUCCCUUGUUACCACCAUGUGCCUCCAAUUGACGCCUUCGGCAAUUGCGGGUAGCGCCUUGUACAUGGGGGUCAAGAAUGCAGGCAUCAGCCUUCCCGACGAUGAAAAAGGCCGGCCGUGGUGGGAGCAAUUGGGCAUCGAUCUCCACGAUAUCCAAAGAGGUUGCAAUCUUAUGGCAGAUGUCUACGAGAACCCGACCCUACCGCGUCAAGGUCAAAAAGACGCAUAUACCAAAGACGACGACCUGGCAUUGUUCGAUCGGACCCGCCAACCCGCUACGCCGCAGCCUGACCUGUCGCCCAUCGACAGUGCAAAGAGCGGGAGUCAAGGUGCCAAACGUGACAGAGACGUCACUGACGAUCCAAACUCUGGUGAGUGGGGAUCAGGCAUGCCAUCACAGCGACCCAUCGGCGAGGAGCAGUCAGCACCUUCACCCAAGAGACUUCGUCGAGAUUCACGAGAUGAUAAUAUCAACCUUCCUCAAAGGAUGACGAACCGUCCCCCUGCGACAACGUCGGACGAUCGUCCUUCCAACGAUUCAAGAGCCGCCGGCGACGAUGUGCAGAGGAGAAUUGACGAGAUCGUAAAUGCGUCGUCGGGCAGAGCACCGCAAUCUAAUCAGCACCGCAGGCCCUCGGUCCAAAACUCACACCAAAGCAAUUCUCGGAGACAUUCGUCCGGAGGCUCAAACUGGAACGGUCCACUUUCGUCUUAUAGCAAUGGUCAUGCAGAACAAGCUCCAUCACAACACCGACCGGAAAGUCGAGACAAUGGCAUGUAUACUGAACCCGAGAGCGGCGACCACGGGAGAAUGCCAUCUCGGGUGCCUCUGGUUUACCCUGCAGAUGAGCGACCACCGCAGCCACCGCAACCAGAACCACCUCUGAACGGUAUCAAUGAUCUAGACGAUGCCGAAAAGGUCGACUACGGCAGCGAAGAAGGCGAGCUGUAG